Messenger RNA from Penicillium taxi, 198 nucleotides. Its product is annotated as 60S ribosomal protein eL29. The record is from RefSeq and is a predicted model, not a curated record. The transcript has 4 exons. Bases 1 to 198 code for a protein of 65 amino acids. Gene Ontology annotation, molecular function: structural constituent of ribosome. Gene Ontology annotation, cellular component: ribosome; cytosolic large ribosomal subunit. Gene Ontology annotation, biological process: cytoplasmic translation. NCBI's taxonomy places the organism in Eukaryota, Fungi, Ascomycota, Eurotiomycetes, Eurotiales, Aspergillaceae.
AUGGCCAAGUCUAAGAACGCGUCCCAGCACCACCGCAGCCAGAAGGCUCACCGUAACGGUAUCAAGAAGCCCAAGACCAACCGUUACCCUUCCCUCAACGGUGUUGACCCCAAGUUCCGCCGUAACCACCGUCACGCUCUCCACGGAACCAUGAAGGCCCUCAAGGAGCGCAAGGAGGGUAAGCGUGAGGUCGCAUAA